AUUCGUCUCAAAAAAUUCAAGCAAUUUUGAGAAUUUUGAGUGUUUUUCUUGUAAUUUAAUCGAAAAAAAGCCCUUAACAAUGAGUUCGGGGUUCGUUACAGAGUCAGAGAUCGCCGAGGCAAAACGUAUUCGUCAAGAGGAAUGGGAAAAAGUCCGAAGUAAAGAAGAUCCCGAAGAAGCUCCUGAACCUGAAAUUGAUCAUCGUUCGCUGUUCGAUCGUUUACAGGAGCAAAAACAGAAGAAAGAUCUCGAUUAUGAGGAAACCCACAAAUUGAAAAACAUGAUCCGUGGAUUGGAUGACGACGAAGUGCAGUUCUUGGAUUUGGUCGAUAAAAACAGAUUGGAAGCCGAAAAACAGCAAAAACUCGAAGAAGCUAAACUUUUAGAGGAAUUCCGACAGCAAUCCACAGCCAGCAGUCAAGUAGAUCUCAAGGAAAAGCUCAGUGCGGAACUCAAUGCCGCAAAAAACAAACCGAAACCAAUGGCAGCGCCAUCAAGACCCUCACAGAAGACAAUUUUAGCGGGAGUUGUGAAGAAAAGAAGCACAUCCGAGGCAAAUGGAAAUGACGAACAAGCAGAGAAAAAAUUAAAAACUGAAGAAAAUGCUUCUACAGGACUUCGUUGCAUCGGAAUCUUGCCAGGCAUCGGAAAUUACAAAGACACAAGUGACUCGGAAGACUCAAGUGAUCCCGAAACUCCAACGGGAUACGAUUUGACAGGCAAAAAAAUCGAAAAGAAAUCUUGUAGUGGCGGCGAAUGAUCGUUAGAUGAAGUUAGUGUCUCGUCUCUGUUGUCAUUUAACCAGAAAUAAUCUUUCUUCUUCUCUUUAGAAUUAAGCUCAAUAAAUUUUAUGUCUUCAUUAGAGAAAAAAAUCUUUUAAAAAAC
Molecule: messenger RNA, 885 nt
Organism: Culicoides brevitarsis
Lineage: Eukaryota; Metazoa; Arthropoda; Insecta; Diptera; Ceratopogonidae
Product: PSME3-interacting protein
Exons: 3
Coding region: 80-760 (226 amino acids)
Cellular component (GO): nucleus
Source: RefSeq, a predicted model, not a curated record